Vigna unguiculata (cowpea) is the source of this 2061-nucleotide messenger RNA. It is a transcript of the gene UNE2, whose product is annotated as Major facilitator superfamily protein. Gene Ontology annotation, molecular function: transmembrane transporter activity. Gene Ontology annotation, cellular component: membrane. Lineage: Eukaryota; Viridiplantae; Streptophyta; Magnoliopsida; Fabales; Fabaceae. The record is from RefSeq and is a predicted model, not a curated record. Gene Ontology annotation, biological process: transmembrane transport.
UCCGCCACGUGGCGCUGGGCUUGAAUUCAGACCGAGUAUUAGGUCAGGGUGGAACUUAGAACUUGGAACAUGGCAGAGCGACAACGAGUGAAGAAGAAACCACACCGUUCAACAAGUAAUAACUGACAUCAUAAUCGUCGUCAUCGUCGAUUCAGAAGUAGAAUGAAGCAUAAUUUGUGUUUGUGAAUUGUGAAUUGUGAAUUGUGAGUGGCGGAGAUGAAGGGAGAGACGGCGACGCUGGUGCUGGUGAACCUCGCUGGGAUAAUGGAGAGGGCGGAUGAGUCACUGCUUCCGGGAGUGUACAAGGAAGUGGGAGCGGCGCUUCACACCGACCCCACCGGCCUCGGUUCUCUCACUCUCUUCCGAUCCAUCGUUCAAUCCUCCUGCUACCCUAUGGCCGCCUACCUCGCCGUCCGCCACAACCGCGCUCAUGUCAUCGCCCUCGGCGCUUUUCUCUGGGCCGCCGCUACCUUCCUUGUUGCAUUCUCCUCCACUUUCUUCCAGGUAGCUUUAUCACGAGCAUUUAAUGGGAUUGGCCUUGCGCUUGUAGCACCUGCAAUCCAGUCUCUUGUUGCUGACUCAACUGAUGAUAACAAUCGUGGCAUGGCUUUUGGAUGGCUUCAACUAACAGGCAAUGUUGGUUCGAUUAUUGGUGGCCUCUUCUCAGUGUUGAUAGCUCCAAUAACUGUGUUUGGAAUCCCUGGUUGGAGAAUUUCCUUUCACAUUGUUGGACUAAUAAGCAUUAUAGUAGGUGUUUUGGUAUACCUCUUUGCCAAUGAUCCACACUUCUCAGAUAAUGGUACAAAUGAUAGAAGGCAAGCUCCAAAAAAGACAUUUUGGUCUGAAGUGAAAGAUCUGGUUGAGGAGUCCAAGUCAGUUUUGAAGAUUUCGUCUUUUCAGAUUAUUGUUGCACAGGGUGUCACUGGCUCCUUUCCCUGGUCUGCUUUAUCAUUCGCACCAAUGUGGUUAGAGCUUACUGGCUUCACCCAUAACAAAACUGCUUUCCUCAUAGCUCUGUUUGUUGUUGCCAGUUCUAUUGGGGGAUUGUUUGGAGGUAAGAUGGGAGAUAUUCUCUCCAAGCAUCUUCCAAAUUCUGGGAGAAUAAUUCUGGCACAGAUAAGCUCUGGAUCAGCCAUCCCCUUAGCAGCACUUCUUUUGCUUGGUUUGCCAGAUGAUCCCUCCUCAAUAGUGUCUCAUGCUUUGGUUCUAAUAAUUAUGGGGCUUCUGAUUUCUUGGAACGCUCCUGCUACAAAUAAUCCAAUUUUUGCAGAGAUAGUUCCCGAGAGAUCUCGAACAAGUGUAUAUGCCUUGGACAGAUCUUUUGAGUCUAUAUUAUCAUCUUUUGCUCCCCCUGCAGUGGGGAUUUUGGCUCAGCAUGUUUAUGGGUAUAAGCCCCUUCCUGAAGGGUCUAGUGAAUCUCAGGAGAUUUUAACAGACAGAGAGAACGCUGCAUCAUUGGCUAAGUCUCUUUACACAGCAAUAGGAAUCCCAAUGGCUCUCUGCUGCAUAAUCUACACAUUUCUUUAUAGAACAUAUCCAAGAGACAGGGAACGAGCUAAGAUGGGAGCUUUAAUAGAAUCAGAGAUGCGGUUAAUUGAAUCAGGUGGUUUAGCCAUGGAUAAAGAGUUUGAGUCAGAAGAAUUAUCUAUUGCAGAGUAUGAUGGUGAUGGCGAUCUUGAUGGUGAAGAGAACACAUUACUCUACCGGCAGUUGACAUUUCCCAAAGAAUAGUUAGAAACACAUCACCAUUUUAGAUGGUUUGCCGAAUGAUAUUUUAAGUCCCUACAGAGACAGGUUUCAGUAUAUACUACAUGGUGAAGAAUUUUUCAGAACUACAUUUUGAUAAUUUUUGUGCUUCAAUCAUGCAUGACCAGUUAUAGAUGAAACUAUAUAGGCUUUCAUAGUUAUAUCUUCCACUCUUUUGAGGGAAUAAUUCCCCGUUUGUAUGUAAUUCAACUUUGUAAACUGUAAUACGUUGGAUAACACUGAGUGUAGAUUUAUUUGUUUUGGCUAAUGUAAUUGACAUUCUAAUUUCUUAAAUAUCAAGUGCGGUGUGAAUUA